Messenger RNA from Hibiscus syriacus, 951 nucleotides. Its product is annotated as ferritin-3, chloroplastic-like. Gene Ontology annotation, biological process: intracellular iron ion homeostasis; iron ion transport. Lineage: Eukaryota; Viridiplantae; Streptophyta; Magnoliopsida; Malvales; Malvaceae. Gene Ontology annotation, cellular component: cytoplasm. The coding region runs from base 48 to 863 and encodes 271 amino acids. The record is from RefSeq and is a predicted model, not a curated record. Gene Ontology annotation, molecular function: ferrous iron binding; ferric iron binding. The transcript is spliced from 8 exons.
UCGUCGCCUCAUUUCCUUUUCCUUCUCCAUUCAAUCUCCUCUGUAAAAUGCUCCCAAACAAGUAUUGUUCGCUAUUUUCUUCUCCAUUUCCCUCAGUUAUACAAAGAGGAAAUGUCGAUUUCUCUCUUUCAUCUUCUUCUUUUUUGAAUAACUCAAAUGGGUUGAUCUCCGGCGUGACUGUUGUGAGCUAUCCGAGGAAGGCUUCAGGUUUUGUGGGUGUCGUUUUGGCUUCGAAAGAGCCCAACCAUCGACCCAUUUCGAAUGUCGUGUUUGAGCCAUUUGAGGAACUGAAGAAAGAGCUUCUUCACGUCCCUUCCGUCCCACAAGUUUCUCUUGCCCGCCAUUUGUACACGGAUCGGUGUGAGGCUGCCAUUAAUGACCAGAUCAAUGUGGAGUACAAUGUCUCCUAUGUGUAUCAUGCCAUGUACGCCUAUUUCGACAGAGACAACGUUGCUCUCAAGGGCAUUGCCAAAUUUUUUAAGGAUUCUAGUGUUGAGGAAAGGCAGCAUGCCGAGAUGUUUAUGGAUUACCAGAACAAACGAGGAGGAAAGGUUGUGCUGCAGUCCAUGCUGAUGCCAAUAGCAGAAUAUGAUCAUCCUGAGAAGGGCGAUGCACUUUAUGCAAUGGAACUUGCUUUGUCCUUGGAAAAGCUGAACAAUGAGAAGCUUCUUAAUUUACACAUAAUGGCUAAUGAAGUCAAUGACGUUCAUCUGGCGGACUUCAUUGAAACUGAAUUCUUGACCGAGCAGGUUGAAUCCAUUAGAAAGCUCUCGGAAUAUGUAGCUCAGUUGAGGAGAGCGGGCAAGGGACAUGGUGUUUGGCACUUUGAUCUGAUGCUUAGCAAUCAACUGGUGACUGCAUGAUAAAGAAUUAGAGAAUGAAACUCUUGGUAUUCAUCAAUUUCGUCUCAACUUUAUUCCAAAAAAAAAAACUUACAUUGCUGGUGUUGAA